AUGCGUGCUGAUAACCAAGUUCGUCAGGCAUUAGACGAUAUUGCAACGCUCAUCUCUCAAUUUUUUGAAGACAAUAAUUAUGUUAUUUCUGACAUUAUUGCUGGCCUUCUUCUUCUUGUACACUCACCACACAAACGUAUUCCACCUCCAAUUGAGUCAAUUAUUAAAAAUGAACAUGAAUUGCCGCAUUGGAUGAAGUUGCCAAAUUGUUUAAAAUAUGCUAGUCGUUACUUUGAAUUUGCUUUUGCGGUUUAUGGAUGGCCACAUUAUGUUGCCUGUAAUUGUGCUUGUGGUGCUUGGUAUCUUCUCUGUAAGAAACUCAAUUGUUGUUGCCGUAAACAUGAUAAUCGCCGAGAUUUUAUGUUAAUGGGUGAUAAUUGUUGUUCUUGUCAUAGCAGUGCCCUUGAAUUAAUGUUGGACGAUGAAUGUACACCUGCUUUUGUUUGUUUCCGAAACGGACUUUUUGAAGUACCUUUUGCCGUUGUUAUUGACCAUCAUACUAAUUCAAUUGAAAAUAUUUUUAAAGGUUCCGCAUCAUUUAUGGACAUAAUAACUGAUCUUUCACUCGAUGAUGAAACGCUGGACUCAAUUGAUGUGGAUAGUGACCCAAUUCUACGUUCAGACAAGGAAUUGGACGGUUACGGCGAAAUUCGUGUCCAUAAAGGAAUUUUAAAAAGUGCUCGAUAUAUUUACGAGACUUUACAAACCAAUCAUGUCAUUGAAGAUGCUCAACAACGCUGUCCAAAUUACAAUAUUGUAAUUUGUGGGCAUUCUUUGGGUGCUGGUAUUGGUUCUUUAUUGGCACUUUUUUUAAAGAUCAAGUAUCCGGAUAUUCGUUGCUAUGCCUUUGCACCGCCAGGGUCUGUAGUAAGCGAAAAUGGAAUUUAUGUUACUGAAAAAUCAACGUUAUCUUUUGUGUUGGGUGAUGAUGUUGUUCCUCGAAUGACUUUCCAAUCAAUAUCUCUUCUAAAAACGGAAGUUGAGAGAGAAUUAACAACAACAGACAAAGCAAAAUAUGAAAUUUUAAUUAAAGGAAUUUUCAAAUUGAUUGUCUCUUAUCCUUUUUCAUUACAUAGAGCUGACAAUAUAUCCACCCAAGGAUUUGCAAACCUAACAGAGAACAAUAAUGAUAUGAGGCAUUCAGAAAAUAUUGGAACUAGAGAGGAGAGAAUAAUGCUUCGACCUCCAGGCAAUCUGCUUCACCUAACCUUUGAAAACCAGAAAAUCAAAGAUCGGGUCAAUGUCAAUUGGAUUGAUCAUUCAUCGCUCGCUGAAAUACAGGUACAAACUUUAUUCUUGUUAGCAAAAUUUUUGCCAUGCCUCUGA
This is a messenger RNA of Meloidogyne enterolobii, 1326 nucleotides long. NCBI's taxonomy places the organism in Eukaryota, Metazoa, Nematoda, Chromadorea, Rhabditida, Meloidogynidae. The record is from the annotation of a GenBank genome assembly.